AUGUCAUCAGAAAUUAUUGCUGGUAUUUCCAGCGUUCUCACUGAGAAUAUUCCGUUGACCCCGAUAUCUCAAGGUGCAGAAGCAGUGGUUUUCACAUCGCCAGUCCAUCCAUACUUACCACCUCAGGUAGCAGCAAGCGAUGAUGAGGCACUAUAUAUCCUAAAGUACAGGCCUGAAAAGAAGUAUAGACACCCAGUCAUUGACAAGGCUCUCACGAAACAUCGUACCUUGGGAGAAGCAAGACUUCUCGCCAAAUUGAGAUUAAUCGACGGUUUGAAUGUUCCAAAGCUCAUAGGAUGUGAUCCAUACCACGGCUGUAUAUGGCUAGAAUUUUUGGGAGAAGAUUUACCAAAUGGCCAUGGGUUCAGUAACUUGAAGAACUUCUUGUGGAUGAAUGCGAGCGAUCCAUAUUCCGAUUUGGUAAAGGAAGUAUUGAUCAAAGUUGGUAAGCAAAUAGGACUAAUGCAUUGGAACGAUUUCUGCCACGGUGACUUGACCAGCUCCAAUAUAGUGUUGGUGAGAUCUGGCGACCAUUGGGAGCCAUAUCUUAUUGAUUUUGGUCUUGGAUCGAUUUCCACUCUAGUGGAGGAUAAAGGUGUAGAUUUGUAUGUGCUUGAAAGAGCAAUCAUUAGUACGCACUCGUCAUUUUCCGAAAGGUAUAACGGAUGGAUUCUAGAAGGGUUCAAGAGUGUGUUCGAAGCCAAUGGGAAAGUAGGAUUGGGCAAAUACAAGGAAUUAAUAAAGAGAUUUGAAGAGGUCCGGCUGCGUGGUAGAAAGAGAAGUAUGAUCGGAUGA
Kluyveromyces marxianus DMKU3-1042 is the source of this 795-nucleotide messenger RNA. It is a transcript of the gene BUD32, whose product is annotated as serine/threonine protein kinase BUD32. Bases 1 to 795 code for a protein of 264 amino acids. Gene Ontology annotation, cellular component: EKC/KEOPS complex; cytosol; nucleus. The transcript has a single exon. Gene Ontology annotation, biological process: protein phosphorylation. Lineage: Eukaryota; Fungi; Ascomycota; Saccharomycetes; Saccharomycetales; Saccharomycetaceae. Gene Ontology annotation, molecular function: protein serine/threonine kinase activity; ATP binding. The record is from RefSeq and is a predicted model, not a curated record.